AUGCCGUUCGCACAAUUGGUAAUCGGACCACCGGGCUCUGGCAAGUCAACGUACUGCGAUGGCAUGGAGCAGUUUAUGACUGCAAUCGAGCGCAAAGUUUCCGUCGUCAACCUCGAUCCGGCCAACGACCACACCUCAUAUCAGCCGGACUUGGACGUAAGGGACCUAGUCACAAUAGACGAAAUCAUGGAGCAGGAAACACUAGGACCGAACGGAGGCAUACUGUAUGCGCUGGAGGAGCUAGAACACAACUUUGACUGGCUGGAGAAAGGCUUGAAGGAACUCGGAGAUGAUUACAUACUCUUCGACUGUCCCGGUCAAGUCGAGCUGUUCACACACCACUCGUCGUUACGGAACAUCUUCUUCCGCCUCCAAAAGAUUGGGUACCGACUCGUAGUUGUCCACCUGACCGAUUCCAUCGUACUCUCGAGACCCUCGCUAUACGUCUCCUCGCUGCUACUCGCAUUACGAAGCAUGCUGCAGAUGGACUUACCACACCUUAACGUCCUCACCAAGAUCGACAACCUGCGCAACUAUGGGGAUCUACCUUUCAAUCUCGACUUCUAUACGGAGGUGCAGGACUUGAAUUACUUGCUUCCCCUUUUGAAUAGGGAGCAGACAUCUGGUAUUCCAGGGCCAAGUUCGGCUAUGCAAGAUGAAAAACCGGACACUAAUAUGGAUGAAGAGGAACCUACGUCAAAGUUUUCGGCACUGAACAAGGCUAUCGUAGAACUGGUUGAAGACUUCGCUCUAGUCGGCUUCGAAACCCUUGCUGUAGAGGACAAGAGGAGCAUGAUGACACUGCUGCGUGCUAUCGACCGAGCAGGAGGCUAUGCAUUUGGAGGAGUCGAGGGUGCAAAUGAUACCGUAUGGCAGAUGGCCAUGCGGUCAGAAGGCGUCACGAUGGAUGCACGCGAUGUGCAGGAAAGGUGGCUAGACCGACGCGAUGAGCUAGACGACGAGGAACGGCGUGCAUGGGCAGAGGAGAGCAAAGAAAUGAAAGACCCGCCGCAAGAAGCCCCGCCAGCGGAAUCCACAUCAGCACCCAACCAAGCAGUCAGGCUCACGACGACCGCUGGAGGCGGUGACGACGACGACGACAUGGAGGACGAUCUCGAAGAGAUGCGCAAAUUCAUGGACGAAAAGAAGGAUGGUGGAGUAAAUGUGACGAAAGGAUAG
Didymosphaeria variabile is the source of this 1179-nucleotide messenger RNA. RefSeq lists its product as uncharacterized. Bases 1 to 1179 code for a protein of 392 amino acids. The record is from RefSeq and is a predicted model, not a curated record. Gene Ontology annotation, cellular component: cytoplasm. The transcript is spliced from 3 exons. NCBI's taxonomy places the organism in Eukaryota, Fungi, Ascomycota, Dothideomycetes, Pleosporales, Didymosphaeriaceae. Gene Ontology annotation, molecular function: GTPase activity.